GUUUUCUUACUGCUAAAGGAGAACUGGUUAGAUCAAUUCUAUUUUCCAAACCACUGGAUUUUAGGUUCUACCAAGACUCCGUUCGCUUUGUUCUUGUCCUCUUCUGUAUCUCUGCUUUUGGCAUGGUGUACACUACCUAUUUAUAUAUUCAGAGACAUGCAACAUUAAGGAAAACUAUUAAUAGGGUAUUGGACAUUAUUACCAUAGUAGUACCUCCAAUCUUACCGGCAGCCAUGACAGUUGGAACAGUUUACGCACAAAAUAGACUCAAGAAAAGUGGCAUCUUCUGUGUCAGUCCUCCAAGAAUCAACGUUGGAGGGAAGUUAAAGCUUGUCUGCUUUGAUAAGACAGGAACUUUGACAGAGGAAGGAUUAGAUCUAUGGGGAGUAAUUGGAGUAGAAAAUGGAAGGUUUCAGGGUAUGGUUCAUGAUCUUAUUCAUCCUUGUGUUCCCAGGUUUCAGAGUAUAGUUCAUGACUUUAUUCAUCCUUGUGUUCCCAGGUUUCAGAGUAUGGUUCACGACUUUAUUCAUCCUUGUGUUCCCAGGUUUCAGAGUAUGGUUCAUGACUUUAUUCAUCCUUGUGUUCCCAGGUUUCAGAGUAUAGUUCAUGACUUUAUUCAUCCUUGUGUUCCCAGGUUUCAGAGUAUGGUUCACGACUUUAUUCAUCCUUGUGUUCCCAGGUUUCAGAAAGGGGAGUUGAUUGGUGAUCCUUUGGACAUAACGAUGUUUACUGCUACUAAAUGGGUAAGCAUUAAAGUAGAAGGGGAGUUGAUUGGUGAUCCUUUGGACAUAACGAUGUUUACUGCUACUAAAUGGGUAAGCAUUAAAGUAGAAGGGGAGUUGAUUGGUGAUCCGUUGGACAUAAACAUGUUUACUGCUACUAAAUGGCUUCUUACACAACCAGGAAGUUCUAAUGAUACACUAGAACCGAGUGUGGUUAAGCCAAUGCAUCAAGAGAUGUUUCAACCAGAAGUUGAAACCAAGGUUCCAUAUGAGAUUGCCAUUAUUCAACAGUUUCCUUUCUCUUCAGCUGCUCAAAGAAUGAGUGUAAUAUGUAGAACACUUGGAAAACCCAACAUGGACUUAUAUGUCAAGGGUGCACCAGAGAAGAUAGCUUCUCUUUGUUUAAAGAACACCU
This is a messenger RNA of Limulus polyphemus (Atlantic horseshoe crab), 1137 nucleotides long. Its product is annotated as probable cation-transporting ATPase 13A3. The record is from RefSeq and is a predicted model, not a curated record. The transcript is spliced from 7 exons. The annotation marks the transcript as partial. Gene Ontology annotation, cellular component: late endosome membrane. Gene Ontology annotation, biological process: intracellular calcium ion homeostasis; polyamine transmembrane transport. Gene Ontology annotation, molecular function: polyamine transmembrane transporter activity; P-type transmembrane transporter activity; nucleotide binding. Lineage: Eukaryota; Metazoa; Arthropoda; Merostomata; Xiphosura; Limulidae.